AUGGUCAUUGAUACCCAAGUUAAUGGUUCAAUGACUACUUCGUGGGCUUCUUUGAAUUUCCCUUUGACUAUAUAUGGUAAGGACUUUGGUAUUGACUUAGUUGGCUUACCGUUAAGUCAACUUGAUCUUAUCCUGGGAAUUAACUGGUUGGAGUUCAACCGUGUUCAUAUCAACUGUUUCGACAAGUCCAUGUUGUUUCUAGAGUUCGAAGAAGGUGAAGAUAUGAUGUUUAUGUCUACUAAGAAAGUGGAUGAGUCCUUAAAUAAUGAUGCUCGAGUGUUUAUAAUGUUCUCUUCUUUGAAGGCUGAAAACAAUAGUGUGAUUGGUGAUCUACCAAUUGUGCGUGAUUUUCCAGAUUUGUUUCCAAAUGACGUUAGUGAUUUGCCGCCAGAGCACAAGGUUGAUUUUUCCAUAGACUUAUUACCUAGUACUAUUCAUGUGUCGAUGACACCUUAUAUAAUGUAUGAUUCAGAGAUGAAUGAAUUUAAGAAAGAAUUAGAGGAUCUUCUUAAGAAGAAACUUAUUAGACCCAAUAUGUUGUCGUAG
This is a messenger RNA of Lathyrus oleraceus (garden pea), 546 nucleotides long. RefSeq lists its product as uncharacterized. Bases 1 to 546 code for a protein of 181 amino acids. The record is from RefSeq and is a predicted model, not a curated record. The transcript has a single exon. Lineage: Eukaryota; Viridiplantae; Streptophyta; Magnoliopsida; Fabales; Fabaceae.